AUGGUAGUCAGGAACGUAGUAUACGAGUCUGCAUGUUUUAACAGACGGGAGCAGGGGCCCACUGAAACAGUGGACCAAUACAUAACCGUGCUCUACAACAUGGCGGACCGAUGCGACUACGGAAGCCUCCGUGACCGCCUGAUUCGUGACCGCUUCGUUCUUGUGCUGCGAGACAAGUCACUCUCGGAAACUCUUCAGUUAGACGCUGCGCUCACUCUGACUUCCGCGCUUUUCAAGGCUCGACAGAAAGAGUCUGUUCACAAGCAGCAGCAGUUGUUGAGAGAGACUGAAGUGCAACCGCCUGUCAAGACUGAAGACGCCGACUUCGACGCAGUGGCGAAAGGCUCGUUGUCUAAGCCUCGCAGCGCGCUAUCUUCUUCGAAUGCGAAGCGAACCUCAAAAGCAAAACAACCAAGCUCCACGUGCGGUUAUUGCGGAGGAUUGCGUCACGCUCGUUCUGAGUGCCCUGCGCGAGCCGAAAAGUGCGCACGAUGCAAGACCAAGGGUCAUUACGCACGUGUCUGCAAAAAGAUGCCUGGAGGAACCAAAGGCAUUUCCUCAGUGGAACAGAAUUCAACACCGACGGUUUUUCUGGGCGCCGUCGGGGAGUUCGGUAAACGUCCAGACGCCAAGUUCACGACGAUAACCCUACGUCAACAAAACGCCGAGCCUCUCAUGCCAACGGUGACGCCAUCUCUGCCAUGGCAAAAGGUUGGGCUGGACUGGUUUCAGCUGCGAGGCAAGGAGUAUUUGCUCCGCGUUGACCAAUUGACUAAUUGUAUUUGUCCAGGAGUCUUUUCUUGGCUUCUUCCGGAAGAUUUCUGA
Molecule: messenger RNA, 825 nt
Organism: Ixodes scapularis (black-legged tick)
Lineage: Eukaryota; Metazoa; Arthropoda; Arachnida; Ixodida; Ixodidae
Exons: 3
Coding region: 1-825 (274 amino acids)
Molecular function (GO): zinc ion binding; nucleic acid binding
Source: RefSeq, a predicted model, not a curated record